Brienomyrus brachyistius is the source of this 2846-nucleotide messenger RNA. Its product is annotated as bromodomain-containing protein 3-like. The transcript has 12 exons. Gene Ontology annotation, biological process: regulation of DNA-templated transcription; chromatin remodeling. NCBI's taxonomy places the organism in Eukaryota, Metazoa, Chordata, Actinopteri, Osteoglossiformes, Mormyridae. The coding region runs from base 354 to 2411 and encodes 685 amino acids. Gene Ontology annotation, cellular component: chromatin; nucleus. The record is from RefSeq and is a predicted model, not a curated record.
CGUAGGAGGGGGGGGGCGGCAUUUCUUCUGCCUCAUCUUUAUGCUCUUUAGCGUUGCUCUAAUAAAAGAGGAGCUUUUAGGAAGACUGCAAGCAAAACGCUAUCGGAGUCGUCGAGGAAGUAAUACGUUCAAAUAUUCCCCUCCCUUAUUAGUGCUUAUUGAACAAGCUGACGGCCGUGAUUGGUCCUUCAGAGACCAUUAAGUCAGGCCCUGAAAUGGCAUACUGCCCCCCCUGGGGAAGGGUAGAGAAGAAGGAUACACUGGGUGCCAGCUGAAGACAGGAUAGUGUGAAAGCAUAAAGAGAAAGAGACUGUGGGAAACCCCCUCCCCUCCCCCCCCCCCCCCGUGCCAACAUGUCAGCGGGGACGCCGGUUGUUCAGACCCCGCCCAUGGGCGUCAACCCUUCACCGCCAGAGGUGACAAACCCCAAUAAACCUGGCAGGAAGACCAACCAGCUGCAGUACAUGCAGAACGUGGUGGUGAAGACGCUCUGGAAGCACCAGUUUGCGUGGCCCUUCUACCAGCCCGUCGACGCCAUCAAGCUGUGUCUCCCCGACUAUCAUAAGAUCAUCAAGAACCCAAUGGAUAUGGGCACCAUCAAGAAGAGGCUAGAAAACAACUACUACUGGAGCGCCAGCGAGUGCAUGCAGGACUUCAAUACCAUGUUCACCAACUGUUACAUCUACAACAAGCAAACGGACGACAUUGUUCUGAUGGCCCAAGCUCUGGAGAAGAUCCUCUUGCAGAAAGUGGCCCAGAUGCCUCAAGAGGAGGUGGAGCUUCUGCCCCCUGCCCCCAAAGGCAAGCGCAAGCCUGGGGCUCCACCUACUGCAGGGGUUCAGCCGGACCCGGCUGUGUCUGCAGCCUCACCGCCCUUGACGUUCCCCAGCUCGCCCCCACCGGUGUCCCAGACGCCCAUCAUCUCCGUGGCCACCCCAGUGCCCACCAUCACCCCCAACAUCCCUUUGGUCCAGGCCACGCCCUCUGCCCCACCCAUGAUGCCCGUGGGCCCGCCAGCUCAGCCCGUCGUCAAAAAAAAGGGCGUCAAGCGGAAAGCAGACACCACAACCCCCACCACCUCUGCCAUCACCGCCAGCCGCGAGGACUCCCCCACGCCACAGGAGGCAAAGCAGGCCAGGCCGCCUUCCCGCCGCGAGAGCACGGGGCGUCCCAUCAAGGCCCCCCGGAAGGAGCUGGAGGACGGCGAGGGGGCGCCGCACGCUGCCAAGAGGGGCAAGCUCAAGGAGCAGCUCCGCUACUGCGAGAACAUCCUCAAGGAGAUGCUGUCCAAGAAGCACGCCGCCUACGCCUGGCCCUUCUACAAACCGGUGGACGCCGAGGCCCUGGAGCUGCAUGAUUACCACGAGAUCAUCAAGCACCCCAUGGACCUCAGCACCGUCAAGAAAAAGAUGGAUGGCCGGGAGUACCCGGACGCCCAGGGUUUUGCGGCUGACGUCCGGUUGAUGUUCUCCAACUGCUACAAGUACAACCCACCGGAUCACGAGGUCGUGGCAAUGGCCCGCAAGCUGCAGGACGUCUUCGAGAUGCGCUUCGCCAAGAUGCCGGACGAGCCUGCGGUGCAGAGUCCGCCUGCAAGCCCUCCCACCGUGGCAGGCGCGGCGGGUAAGGACGCGGCCAGCGGGGCGAGCAGCGCGGACAGCUCCAGCUCCGACAGCUCCGACUCGGAGGAGGAACGGGCCACGCGGCUCGCCGAGCUGCAGGAGCAGCGAUUCUCUGUGGAGGCCCCCAGUGGUAACGGGCAGGGGGAAAAAUACAGGUGCGCCAAAAGUUCGCAGCUCAAAGCCGUCCACGAGCAGCUUGCCGCCCUGUCCCAAGCCCCCGUGAGCAAGCCCAAGAAGAAGAAGGAGAAGAAGAAAAAGGACAAGGAUCGCAAGGCCAAGCCGGACGAUGAAAAGAAGGUCCGGGCCACUCAGCCGGCCAAGCCAGCCCAGCAGAAGAAGGCACCGGCCCGCAAGGCCACCAGCACCGGCACCAGCACCAGGCGUGUGAAGAAAGGAGUCCCGGGCGCGAGCUGCGAGUCUGACGAUGAGGACGACUCGCCUCCCAUGACGUAUGACGAGAAGCGGCAGCUGAGCCUCGACAUUAACCGGCUGCCGGGCGACAAGCUGGGCCGCGUCGUGCACAUCAUCCAGGCGCGCGAGCCCUCGCUGCGGGACUCCAACCCCGACGAGAUCGAGAUCGACUUCGAGACGCUCAAGCCCUCCACCCUGCGUGAGCUCGAGCGCUACGUCAAGUCGUGCCUGCAGAAGAAGCAGAGGAAGCCUUUACCAGAGAAGGGCAGCUCGGCACCAGGAGGGGGCGCCGCAAGGCUUAGCGCCAGCAGCAGCUCCUCUGAUUCGGGGAGUAGCAGCUCGAGUGGCUCCAGCUCGGACAGCAGUGACUCCGACUGACCCUGAUCCAGCGGCCAGCCUGGGACUGAACACCAUACUUCAUUCCUACCGUGUUUUAAAUGAGCAUCGUAUGCAGUCAGUGGUUGAUCCCCUUUAAGACUCAUUUUAUAAAAAAAAAAAUUACAAGGGGGGAAAAAAAGCAAAUGCAGAACAUUUUAAAGAUUUUUUUUUUUUUUUUUUAAAUCAUGGAUGUGGAGUUGACAUUUCUGGGAACUAUCUGGAAACGGAACAGAGCGACUUGGCGAUGCUUUGUAAUUGGAGAUAUGCAAUGAGAGACUUGUCCUUUCUGACUGGUGUUGUGAAAAAUCACGAGUUUUUUUUUUGUUUUUUUGUUUUUUUUUAAAGGAGAUCCCAGCAUGGUCUGGUGCCACAGCUUGGCCAGUCCCUCAGAUCUGAGCCGAUGGCAUCCUCUCCAGACUACUGUUAAACCCCCCC